Parnassius apollo (apollo) is the source of this 507-nucleotide messenger RNA. NCBI's taxonomy places the organism in Eukaryota, Metazoa, Arthropoda, Insecta, Lepidoptera, Papilionidae. The record is from the annotation of a GenBank genome assembly.
AUGUGGUCAAUGCAUUUUGAUGAGGACGAUGACGAUGACGAUGGCGAUGACGAUGACUAUGACGGUGACAUUGACAAUGACGACGACGAUGACGAUGACGAUGAAGAUGACGAAGACGAUGACAGUAACGAUGAAGAUGACGAUGACGAUGUUAAUAACGACGACGAUGACGAUGAUGAUGACGAUGAUAAUGACGAUGACGAUGACGUGGACGUUGACGACGAAGAUGACGAUGACGACGACGAUGACGACGACGUUGACGAUGACUAUGACUAUGACGAUGACGAUGACGAUGACGAUGAUGAUGACUAUGACGAUGACGAUAACGAUGGCGAUUACGAUUACGAUGACGAGGACGGUGACGAUGACGGUGACAAUGACGAUGACGUGGACGUUUACGACGACGAUGACGAUUACGAUGAUUUUGACGAUGACGAUGACGACGAAGAUGACGAUGGCGAUGACGACGAUUACGAUGACGAUAAGACCGUUAAUAUUAGGCUUUGA